Messenger RNA from Bombyx mandarina (wild silkworm), 1565 nucleotides. RefSeq lists its product as uncharacterized. The record is from RefSeq and is a predicted model, not a curated record. Lineage: Eukaryota; Metazoa; Arthropoda; Insecta; Lepidoptera; Bombycidae.
CGUUUCGUAGUUAUUGACCAGCGUAGUUAUCGAGAGGUUAUCAACGGUUUGUUCUUGUUAGUCAUCGGUCGUGCGGCGACCCGAGUACACACUGUACUUUGUAAUAUGAAAUCGAAAUGCGUUUAGUAUUAUUGCUCCUAUUGUCUGUGUCUGUGGUGUGUUUUUGCGGCGCAUACGACAUGAUCGUUGGAGACACGGUGCACCGGAAGAUGGUUUUUCAUCAAAGGGUCAAAGAUUUCGCGAUUCCAUUCAAGAAGAGAAUAAAGACAUUGAGUUACACCGACCCUGAGAAGCGGAUUAUUAAGGGUGUCGCAGCUAUUGACAAUGACUUCUCCCACGCCAGCGCUAACAUCACGGAAGGCGGUGUCGGCUACUCCUUUGUCACCGUCAGAAUGAAAAGCCAAAGACAUCAUCCUCUCAACUUCGAGGUUGAAAUUUACCUCUAGUCAAAUUUUACAGGAAAUUAUCUCGAAAUGGAAGACAGCGGUAACUAUAAAUGUGGAAUUAUAAAAGAAAUUCUUGUAAUUAGCUUUAAACCCACAAUAAUUUCCGUGUGUGAUAUUUAACUGUAAUCUUAUUGCGUAAUUGUUUCUUAGUUUGUAGAUUGUUUUAAAUAAGUUUAUUCUGCAAAGAAUGUAAAAUAUUUGCCACUAAUACUAUGAAGCUGCUAAAUUAGUUAAAGUCUCUAGUAUAUUUAUAAAAAUCUUCCAGAACUAUCUUAAGAUAUUUCAAAUAUAAAAUCUAUAUAAUUUCGUUUAUCUGAUAAAUGUCUCUCUAUUAACUAAUGAAUCUAUGAAUAUUGUUUACACAAUCAGAGCAUUGAUGGUGUACAAACACAGUCUCUGUUUAACAUCUGUAUAUAAACAAUCCAUUGUUAUUGGUUGUUUAAUACUAAUUAUUUUCAAAUCUUGUGAUUUAUACUUUCAUUUUCUGGUUUAAAUCCAUCGUAAGAGGUUAUUUAACCGAUUUCAAAUAAAAAAUAAGGAGAUUUUUAAUUCAGAUCGAAUGUUUAAUCGUUCUGGUUUUCUGAAUGACAAUGAUAUUGUAAUAUUAGUGGCAGGUUUAUUUUUCCUUAAUACGCUAUAGUUAAAGUUAAAUUGCCAAAAUGAUAUUCAUAUUAUUAAGGAAAAUGUAUUUGUAAGAUGUUAGAAAAGUCACUAAAAAAUAUUAAGACGUUUGUAUCGUAAUAAAGAAAGCAAGUCAUAUUGGUAAUUCAUUAACCUCCUGAGGUUUUGAUUAAAAAAAACCUUACCUAAAUUUUUUAGUUUAAGAUCUUCAAUAUGAGACUUAUUAGACGCUUUAGACUCGUAUGUAAUAUAAUGAUAAGUCAUACCUUUUCAAUAAUUACAUUUUUCCCAACUGUGUUGUAUUUAUAAUGGCUACAUACUCCAAAAUCCGUAGCUAAAUAUUUUGAAAAAAUAAUAAAAAUGUUAUUCUAGAAUUUUGUUAAGCACUGAAAACUUUAGUGAUGUAAGUUUAACAAUAGGAAUCUCGUUUUAGUCGGAAAAAAAUUAGAAAUAAUUAAAAUAUAUCGGAAGAAUUUUAGUUAAUUUUCUUUAAUUAUU